AUGGACGCGGCCAUUGACCUCUCGGAUGCCUCCAAGGCCCUGGACCUGGCCAACAUCCGCUUCCAGCUCAUGUGCGCUCUCCCCACCAUGCGCGCUCGUCUCGAGGACACAAUCACCUUCCACCUGAUUGAGCGCGUCCAGUUCCCGCUGAACAAGACCAUCUACCUGCCCGGCGGCGUCGACAUUGGCGAGCCCGACACCAGCCUGUUCGACUGGAUGCUGCGCGAGCAGGAGCGCCUACAGUCCCUCGUCCGCCGCUACCAGUCGCCCGACGAGUACCCCUUCUUCCCCGAAGUCCUCCAGGAGCCCAUCCUCAAGCCCCUCAACUACCCCCAGAUCCUUCACCCCAACAAUGUCAACGUCAACGCCCAACUGAAAGACUGCUACAUCAAGCACAUCUUACCCGCAGCAUGCGCCCCGACCGACCGCGAGGACAGGGGCGAGUCGCAAGAAAACUACGGAUCCUCGGCCACAUGCGAUGUCAUGACCAUCCAGUCCUUGUCGCGGAGGAUACACUUUGGCAAGUUCGUUGCAGAGGCCAAGUUCCAGCAGGAGACUGAGCGCUUCGUCAAGUUGAUCAAGGACGAAGACAGGAAGGGCAUUGAUGAGGCCAUCACAAAUGCCGCCGUGGAGAAGAAGGUCCUGGAGAGGUUGAGACUAAAGGCGAAGACGUACGGCACAGACCCAGACCUGGGCGCUAAUGGUUCGUCCAAGGUAAACGCAGACGCAGUAGUCGGAAUGUACAAGGAUUGGGUCAUUCCUCUGACCAAGGAAGUUGAAGUCGAGUACCUUAUGCAACGACUAAAGGGCACGCAAUGGGAGUAG
This is a messenger RNA of Alternaria alternata, 825 nucleotides long. RefSeq names its product chorismate mutase. Gene Ontology annotation, cellular component: cytoplasm. NCBI's taxonomy places the organism in Eukaryota, Fungi, Ascomycota, Dothideomycetes, Pleosporales, Pleosporaceae. The transcript has 3 exons. Bases 1 to 825 code for a protein of 274 amino acids. The record is from RefSeq and is a predicted model, not a curated record. Gene Ontology annotation, molecular function: chorismate mutase activity. Gene Ontology annotation, biological process: aromatic amino acid biosynthetic process; chorismate metabolic process.